This is a messenger RNA of Penicillium bovifimosum, 963 nucleotides long. RefSeq lists its product as uncharacterized. Gene Ontology annotation, biological process: iron-sulfur cluster assembly. The transcript has 2 exons. Lineage: Eukaryota; Fungi; Ascomycota; Eurotiomycetes; Eurotiales; Aspergillaceae. Gene Ontology annotation, molecular function: iron-sulfur cluster binding. The coding region runs from base 1 to 963 and encodes 320 amino acids. The record is from RefSeq and is a predicted model, not a curated record. Gene Ontology annotation, cellular component: cytoplasm.
AUGGCACCCUCAUUCAUGACCAUUGACACCAACGACGCGGACGUGGACUUCGGCGGCGCCGCGCCCGUCCAAGCAAGCCGUACCCUCCUCCUCGCACCCCCCUCGAUCGCCACACAAGAAGACAAACUCCGCAACCUCUUCAGCACCUUCGACCGCUCAAGCACAGACCUACAAAUGCUUGACCGGCUCUCCGCAGGCGUCGUCUCCCUCCCUCCAACGACCUACGACCUCGUCCUUCUCCUCACAGACACAGAUGGCAAACGGCGCACCGAGGCGCUGCAGCUCCUCACCAGAGACGUAUACACAACCCUCGUGCCAGCCAUGAAGCCAGGCGCGAAGCUACAGACACAGGACUCAGCACUCAAUGCCUCCGAGUCCAUGGAAGCUGUGCUGGCCGGACUCGUGCAGACAGAGACAGGCUUCGAGAAACCCAAUUUCGACCCCACGGCCGCUGUACCGCUGAAGUUCGGCUUGAAGAAGAAGAAUAAGACUACCACGCCCGCGGCGGCCGCUGUUCCUAGUGUUCCUAUGGGAUUCGCUGCGCCGAUGGGGAUAGAUUCACCAGCAACCAAUCAUGAGCGCGACGAGGACGACGAGCUCAUUAAUGAAGAUACACUCCUCACCGAGGAGGAUUUAACAAGACCUAUAAUGCCGCCCCCAGAAUGCCAACCCAAGACCGGUCGUCGGCGCCGCGCCUGCAAAGACUGCACGUGCGGUCUAGCGGAUCGCCUCGAGGCGGAGGAUAAAGAGCGUCGCGCAAAUGCAGAUAAACAAUUGAACGUUAUGAAGUUGGAUACGGGGGAUCUGAAUGAGCUGGACUUCACCGUCGAGGGCAAGACUGGUUCUUGUGGGAGCUGUGCUCUCGGUGAUGCCUUCCGUUGUGACGGUUGUCCUUACAUGGGUCUUCCUGCCUUCAAGCCUGGCCAAGAGGUCCAGAUUAUGAAUGAUAUUGCGCAGCUUUGA